Fomitiporia mediterranea MF3/22 is the source of this 1515-nucleotide messenger RNA. RefSeq names its product peptidase M24. Gene Ontology annotation, molecular function: manganese ion binding; metalloaminopeptidase activity. The record is from RefSeq and is a predicted model, not a curated record. Lineage: Eukaryota; Fungi; Basidiomycota; Agaricomycetes; Hymenochaetales; Hymenochaetaceae. The transcript is spliced from 14 exons. Bases 1 to 1515 code for a protein of 504 amino acids. Gene Ontology annotation, cellular component: mitochondrion.
AUGUCUGUCCUGCUCAAGCGAGCGGGGUUUACUUCUAUUUCUCGUCCACUACUCGAAAGUACAAUCAGAAGGAGAGGCUAUGCAUCCCAGCUAAACACUCCGAGCUUCACGAAGCCAUCGCCUUUCGGCCAGCCAUACUAUCUUUCACAUCCGAAUCUUGUUAAGAAAAAUGAAGUGACCCCCGGUUUCACGUUGGCUGAGUAUAGGUCGCGGAGAGCGCGGCUUAUGGAGAAGCUGCCGGAAUCGAGCAUGGUAGUUGCUGUUGCGGCGAACGUACAAUACAUGAGUGGAGAAAUUUUCUACAAAUUUCGUCAGGCAUCCAAUUUAUGGUAUCUGACCGGAUUCCAGGAGCCUGAGUCCGCAGUGAUUCUCGAAAACACUUCGUCAGGAUGCAAGAUGACGCUCUUUUGUCGAGGAAAGGAUCCUGCGAAGGAAAAGUGGGAAGGCUCGCGAACUGACUUCGAUAUGGUUGCGAAAAUCUUCGGCGCAGACGACGUUCUGUCUAUUGAUGACUUCCCUUCAUACCUGAAGUCCAUGUCUUCGUGCUACCCUUACGUAUACGCCGACAGCGCCAACUCCUCGAAGCGAGGGCGCCAACAGAAGUCUAUUCUAAACUAUCUAUCUUCGCCUAGUGGAUCGCGGAACGAGUAUGACGGUAUAAUCAACGCGUUAUCAAGUUCGAAGCGUAAGAACUUGGCGGAAGGGCUUGGAAAGAUGCGUGCUAUCAAGAGCGAAGCAGAGCAGCGCGUCAUGAAGGAGGCCGCCCAGAUUAGUGGGAGGGCGCAUGCCAAGACUAUGCGCUUCACUAAACCUGGAAUGUCAGAGGCUGCUCUUGCAGCGCAUUUUGAGUAUAUUUGUGCGCUAAACGGCGCGCAGCGACCUGCGUACGUACCCGUAGUCGCAUCCGGAGCAAACGCGUUGAUCAUUCAUUACACCGCAAAUGACCAAAUUGUUCGCGAUGGCGAGAUGGUCCUCAUAGACGCUGGUGGUGAAUACAAUGGUUAUGCAUCCGACAUUACGCGAACGUAUCCUGCGAACGGAAGCUUCACCGAACCGCAGCGCGACCUGUACGCCGCAGUCCUCUCUGCACAGAAGGCUCUAGUUUUGCAGUGUACCGAAGCCGCAGACGUUAGCCUCGACGCAUUACAUCGACUAUCGUGUACACUCCUUCGGACUGAGCUCAACCAAAUUGGGUUCCGCUUAUCCGUGGGUGACCUCGAGCGUGUGUUAUAUCCUCAUUAUUUGAGUCACCCCAUUGGCAUCGAUUUACAUGAAUCGAAAUAUUUUGACCGUAACGCUCCCCUUGUAUCCGGGAUGGUUGUGACUAUUGAGCCAGGAAUAUAUGUCCCGCCUUCUCCGCUCUUCCCUAAACACUUCCAUGACAUCGGGAUUCGAAUAGAGGACGAAGUACUCGUGGGGAAAGAACAUCCAGUAGUUCUAAGUGUUGCGGCCCCGAAGGAGAUUGUCGAUGUAGAAGGAGCUUGUCAGGGGUUAAUCGGUCUAGAGCCUUAUUGA